Papaver somniferum (opium poppy) is the source of this 741-nucleotide messenger RNA. RefSeq lists its product as uncharacterized. Gene Ontology annotation, molecular function: zinc ion binding. Bases 1 to 741 code for a protein of 246 amino acids. Lineage: Eukaryota; Viridiplantae; Streptophyta; Magnoliopsida; Ranunculales; Papaveraceae. The transcript has a single exon. The record is from RefSeq and is a predicted model, not a curated record.
AUGGGAUGUGAUGGUCUUCACAAAUUCUUGAGUGACCUUCCAGUGGAAUGUUGGUCCAAUGCAUAUUGUCUGGGUUGUCGUUAUGGAGACAUGUGUUCAAACAUUGCAGAGUCGUUUAACUCUUGGAUUAAGGAAGCAAAAGGUAUGCCUAUUGCAACACUUGUCAACUGGAUUAGACUUAAAAUUAUGGAUCAGAUGAGUAAAAGGAAGUUGAAGGGGGCGACGUAUAAAGGAUUCAUUUGUCCCAGGCUAGAGAAAAAAGUGAUGGCUUCCAUUCGUUCUGGUGUCCAGUGGAGAAUAACCAAGUCUGGUGACAUGGAGUGGGAAUUUUUCGAUGGAACGCACACGCAUGUUGUUAAUAUUGCGAAGUUUCAAUGCAGCUGCAAGGUUUGGUUUAAUGAGCAGUUCCCUUGUGAACACGCUAUUGCGUGUAUGCAUUCAAAUAAGAUCAAUGUUUACGAGUACAUUAAUCCGUAUUUCAGGAUUGCUAGCUUCCGUACUUCGUAUGAUCGUCCUAUCAAGCCCAUUCCCGAUUACGACAAGCCUAUUGAUGUUGCUACUGGAGAUCUCGUGAACCCACCAACUGUCCUAGGAAAAAAAGCUGGUACGCCGAAGAAGAAGCGGAUUCCUAACAUUGGUAGCGCAAGUUUCAAGAGACCAAUUACGUGCAGUAACUGCCAUACUCAGGCACAUCAUAACAAGACGACGUGUCCUCAUCCUCCUGCGAAAAAGCAAUGUUAA